ACGAUGGCCCGGCACAGGUCGACUGCCGUCGUAUCUCCACGGAAAAGGGCUUCAACCACCCGGCGUGCGAAGCCGCAACAACAGCAGCAACAACAAGUGAAGAAAGAUGAAGGGCCUCCGAUUAUACCACCGGAUGUUGUACUUUGGGCUGCUGAACAAUCAGACUACAUAGGCUUCAACCCUUGGUUUGUAACUACCGUUGUCGGAAUGAUCAACGUCGCUGAAACGUUGUUUGGCUUCACCGCAUUGGUGCUGCUGAUGUUCUCUCCCACGCUGGGCCUGGCCCACCGGACACUUCUCGUGACGUCCUUCUGCAUGAGCUACACGUCGCUGGUGCUGCUGCUGGGCUCCCUGUCGGCACCCUUUACGGACACAUAUUUGCCGCUCUCGCUCUACUUCUUCCUGUUUCAACUCGUCGCUGUCGCUUUCUACUUCAUCUCAGCGUUUUACACCAUCUGGAAGUCCGGCGACGACACUUACGGCAAGCUCGCCGCGGUCGCAGCAGCGUUAGCAGGGUGCAGCCAUUACUUGCACGCGAAACGCUGCUACAUCAGGGUGUUUAACCAGCCGGAAGACUAAUAAUCUGCUUCAUCGAAGGCUGCUGUGGUCAUGGUUGCUUACCAAGCACCGCUCCCAAUUAAUCUCUUCACAAUCGUA
Dermacentor albipictus is the source of this 657-nucleotide messenger RNA. RefSeq lists its product as uncharacterized. NCBI's taxonomy places the organism in Eukaryota, Metazoa, Arthropoda, Arachnida, Ixodida, Ixodidae. The record is from RefSeq and is a predicted model, not a curated record.